Lottia gigantea (owl limpet) is the source of this 489-nucleotide messenger RNA. RefSeq lists its product as hypothetical. Lineage: Eukaryota; Metazoa; Mollusca; Gastropoda; Lottiidae. The record is from RefSeq and is a predicted model, not a curated record. The annotation marks the transcript as partial. The transcript is spliced from 2 exons.
GUCUCUCUUACCUCUAUAUCACUGUAUCAACUGAUAAUUUACAGAGUCUCUCUUACCUCUAUAUCACUAUAUCAACUGGUCCUUAACAGAGUCUCUCUUACCUCUAUAUCACUGUAUCAACUAGUCCUUUACAGAGUUUCUCUUACCUCUAUAUCACUAUAUCAACUGGUCCUUUACAGAGUCUCUCUUACCUCUAUAUCACUAUAUCAACUGAUCCUUUACAGAGUCUCUCUUACCUCUAUAUCUAUAUCAACUGUCUCUCUUACCUCUAUAUCACUGUAUCAACUGAUAAUUUACAGAGUCUCUCUUACCUCUAUAUCACUAUAUCAACUGGUCCUUAACAGAGUCUCUCUUACCUCUAUAUCACUGUAUCAACUAGUCCUUUACAGAGUUUCUCUUACCUCUAUAUCACUAUAUCAACUGGUCCUUUACAGAGUCUCUCUUACCUCUAUAUCACUAUAUCAACUGGUCCUUAACAGAGUCUCUCUG